AUGCGACGCCUAUAUCAAGAUUUCGUAUGCUUUACCGCCCUUGAAUCUUCUGCCCAGCAAGUGACUUCUCAGCCAUCUGCUGGUCUGCUGCCCAACUCACCCCAGAGCGACUUUGUUAUUUUGAGCGGCUCUGAACGCGAGGCGCCGGGCCAGUACAUCCGUGGCAAGGUCACCCUUUGCCUGCCGUCCGCGCAGCGCGCCAGGGGCGUGCAGCUGCAGUUGGUCGGCUAUCACAGGACAUCGUGGCUGGUAUAUCGAACACAGGCAGCUGACAUGGCCUUCAGCGACCACGACUCAGACCUGCAUUCCGCCUCCUCCACGACGGGCGUUGUCUACCAGCACAUUUGGGCGCCGUUCCUCAUCGACGACGUCCCCUCGGCAUCUCUCGGCGGGCCCCUGCCCAAGGGCACUUACGAGUGGCCCUUUGAGCACCUCAUCCCGGGCCACGUCCCCGAGACAGCCCGCGGCUGUCCCCGCUGCAGCAUCACCUACCACCUCAAGGCGAGCACCGUCCGCGACGCGCCCGACGAGACAUCGCCUCAGGCCAUGAAGCCCAUUCGUAUCAUCCGCACCCUGCCGAGCUCGGCCUUUGCCCUCAUGGACGCCGCCACUGUCGAGGGCACAAGCACCGGCCGCCUCGUCUACUCCCUGUCGCUCGCCCACAAGGCCAUCGCCCUCGGCACCGUCCUGCCUGUCGACCUGCGCUUCACCGCCCUCGCCAAGAACAUCACCCUGCGUUCCGUCCGCUGCUUGCUGCGCGAGGUCCACUCGCUCGAGACACAGGUGGCCUCGGGCUGCCCCGGCGCCGGGACGACGACCAGCACCGUUGAGGGGUAUCGGCUCGCGGCGGCGUGGGACCUGGCGAUGGACGACAAGGGCCGCAUCGGUCGGUUUGACGGCGCGGCGGGCGAAUGGCAUGUCCAGAGGCGGCUGCCGAUGCCGACGACGCUGAUCAAGUGUUCGCCUGAUGUUGAUGUGCGCGGCAUCAAGGUCAGUCACCAGGUGGAAUUCGCCGUGACUUUUGCGGAGGGACCUGAUAUGAUUUCGAAUAGAGCUGACUGGUGCAGUUCCGAGCCACAAUCCCCAUCAAGCUCUACAUCUCUCCCAACGCCCCCGUCGCGGGCUCGGACUACUUCAUCUCGAGGCGCCCCGACGUCCACGUCUGCGCCGCCGGCGCCCUUGAACAGCAGCAUGGAGGUGCCCCCCUGCUACGGCCGCCACAAGCUUGGACGAGCUUGCUCGAGGACGACCCGACCCUCCCUCGUUUUUGCAGCGUUACGAUCCCGUCGCGCCGGCCUAUGA
Molecule: messenger RNA, 1302 nt
Organism: Verticillium alfalfae VaMs.102
Lineage: Eukaryota; Fungi; Ascomycota; Sordariomycetes; Glomerellales; Plectosphaerellaceae
Product: CreD
Exons: 4
Coding region: 1-1302 (433 amino acids)
Biological process (GO): ubiquitin-dependent endocytosis
Cellular component (GO): plasma membrane; cytosol; cytoplasm
Molecular function (GO): protein-macromolecule adaptor activity; ubiquitin protein ligase binding
Source: RefSeq, a predicted model, not a curated record